Pogoniulus pusillus (Red-fronted tinkerbird) is the source of this 2916-nucleotide messenger RNA. It is a transcript of the gene PIWIL2, whose product is annotated as piwi like RNA-mediated gene silencing 2. Gene Ontology annotation, biological process: regulatory ncRNA-mediated gene silencing. The record is from RefSeq and is a predicted model, not a curated record. Gene Ontology annotation, cellular component: P granule. Gene Ontology annotation, molecular function: RNA endonuclease activity; piRNA binding; protein binding. Lineage: Eukaryota; Metazoa; Chordata; Aves; Piciformes; Lybiidae.
CUGUGCCGCCGCCGGCCUCGACGGGCCGCGAUGGAGCCGCGCAGGGAGAUUCGCUUACCGCGCCCCGGCCCCGGCCCCCAGCCCCAGCCCGGGCCCUGGGCGCCCACGGGGCGCGUCCAGCGCCUGCUCUCGCUCCCCCUCUCCAGUCCGGCCGCUCCCGCCUCUCCCAAGCCCUCCGUGGCGCCGCUCUCCACUCUGCUGCACGGCCUGGGCCUGGGCGAGCAGCCGUGCCCGCCGCUGGAGGCGGUGAGGUGCCCGCCCGGCCGCGGCAGUGGUGCUGCUGUGGAGGCUCCGGCCCGGCCCGGCCUGGCGGCGGCGAAUGACGAGGGGACGGCAGCGCUCCCCGGGCACGGGCGGAUGCUGUGCCACGGCAGAGGGGACACCCUGCCCGACCCCCCCGCCAGAGCAGUCGCCGCUACCAUCCUACCCCGUGGGAAGCCCUGCCCUGCUCCUGAGCCCACCCUGCUCGGACCCCGACCCCCCUGCGUGCCCACACCUGCCCCGGGGAGCCCCCAGGCUGCCAGCAGACUGGCACCACGAGUGAACACAGCAGCCAAAGGAACCAGCCUGCCCCUGGGGCUGAACUCGGUUAGAAUCCACUGCCAGAACGAAGCUGUCUACCAGUACCACGUCACCUUCAGCCCCGAGGUGGAGUGCAGGAGUGCCCGCUUCGCCAUGCUGAAGGAGCAGCGGGCAGUGACCGGGGACGUGACUGCCUUCGACGGCUCCAUCCUCUACCUGCCCAUCCAGCUGCCCCAGCUGGUGACGCUGAAGGCUCAGCAGAGGAGCGAUGGGCAGGAGGUGACCAUCAGCAUCCAGCACACCAAAGUGCUGGAGCCCAGCUCGGAGCUCUGCCUCCCCUUCUACAAUGUGCUCUUCCGCAGGGUGCUCAGGAUUUUGGACAUGAAGUUCGUGGACAAAAGUUUCUUCGAGCCAGAGCAGGCCUCUGUGCUGCAGCACUGCAGGGUGCAGAUCUGGCCAGGAUACUCGGCCAGCAUCCAGAAGAAGGAGGGAGGCCUCUUCCUGCUGGUCGAUGCCGUCCACAAAGUGAUCCGCAGCGAGUCCGUGCUGGGCUUCAUGCAGAGCCUGUACCAGCAGAGGUGCCUGAGCUUCCAGGAGGAGUGUGCACAGCAGCUGGUGGGCUGUGUGGUCAUCACCCGCUACAACAACCGCACCUACCGCAUCGACGACAUCUGCUGGGACAAGACCCCGAGGGACUCCUUCACCCUGGCCAGCGGGGAGAAGGUCACCUUCGUGGACUACUACAGCCGCACCUAUGGGAUCAGCAUCAGGGACCUGAAGCAGCCUCUGCUCCUCCACAGGCCCAAGUUAAAACAAACCCCACAGGGGAAGUGUGGCCAGGACGUGGUACUGCUGGUGCCAGAGCUCGCCUUCAUGACUGGGCUGCCAGAUAAGAGGAAGGACAGCAGGAUGAUGAAGGAAGUGCUUCGAGAGCUCCACCUGAGCCCCAGGCAGCACUACCAGCGCCUGACCAACCUCCUGCGCCGCAUCCGCGACCACCCCGAGGCCUCCCAGGAGCUGAUGCGCUGGGGGCUGAGGCUUGAGCCUGGCGUCCACACGACCCAGGGCCGAGUCCUGCCCAGCGAAAGGAUCAACCUGCGGCACAGAUCCUUCGUGCCCUCCGAGGAGCUGGUCUGGAGCAGGGAGCUCACUCGGGAGGCCUCCAUCUCCACGAUCUCUAUAUGUCACUGGCUCCUGGUUUACCCCAGGAAGCUGCAUGACUUGGCAAGGGACCUGGUGGUCACCAUGGAGAGCAUCUGCAGCCCCAUGGGGAUGCAGGUCAUGAAGCCUACCUUGGUGGAGCUGAAGGACGACCGCGUCGAGACCUACGGCAAGCACAUCCGCGGCGUCUUGAGCUCCCACGACAAGGUGCAGCUGAUCCUCUGCCUCAUCUCUGGCAACCGGGAGGACCUGUAUGCGUCCGUCAAGAAGCUCUGCUGCCUGCACUGCCCUGUGCCCUCCCAGGUCAUCAAUGCCCAGACCCUUGGGAGCCAGUAUAGCAAGCUGAGGGCAGUGGUGCACAAAGUUCUGCUGCAGAUCAACUGCAAGCUGGGUGGGGAGCUGUGGGGAGUUGACAUCCCCCUGAAGCACCUGAUGGUGGUCGGGAUGGACGUCUGCCACAGCAGAGGCCUCAGCUCCGUCGUCGGCUUCGUGGCCAGCAUGAACCCCUUCCUCACCAAGUGGUACUCCAGGGUGGUCUUCCAGAUGCCUCACCAGGAGAUCGCCGACAGCCUGCGGCUCUGCAUGGCCGAUGCCCUCCAGCGCUUCCACGAGAUGAACCACUUCUUGCCCAGAAGAAUUGUGGUGUACCGGGAUGGGGUCUCUGACAGCCAGCUGGGCACUGUCCUCAAGUAUGAGGUCCCCCAGAUGCAGAAGUGCUUUGGCACCUUUGACAGCUACCAGCCCAGCAUGGUGGUGAUGGUGGUGCAGAAGAAGAUUGGUACCAACUUCUAUACCCUGCUGGGUGAGCAGGUGGCAUCCCCCCCGCGGGGCACCGUGCUCGACCACACCCUCACCAGCUCGGAGUGGCAGGACUUCUUCUUGCUGGCUCACCACUCCCAGCAGGGCUGUGGCACUCCCACUCGCUACAUCUGCAUGCUGAACACCACCAAACUCAGCUCUGAGCACCUGCAGAGGUUGACUUUCAAACUGUGUCACCUCUACUGGAACUGGCCUGGCAGUCGUGUCCCUGCCCCCUGCAUGUAUGCCACCAAGCUGGCUUUCCUGUCGGGCCAAGUCCUGCACCAGGAGCCCAGUGCCCAGCUCCGGGACAAAACUCUUCUUCCUCUAGCUCCAAAGCAACAAAAAAAGGAGGGAGGGGAGGGGAAGGGGAAGGGCUUUGGUUGGGAUUUGACUUCCCUUCUCCUCUUUCUCCUGGGUUUGCGUUUGGGGUAG